Danaus chrysippus (African queen) is the source of this 525-nucleotide messenger RNA. The record is from the annotation of a GenBank genome assembly. Lineage: Eukaryota; Metazoa; Arthropoda; Insecta; Lepidoptera; Nymphalidae.
AUGAUAGAGCUUACGGUCCCUUGGGAAACCAACAUCCCCAAAGACCAUACCAUCAAGGUCAACAAAUAUUACGAGCUCACAAACGAACUCACUCGAAAUAGGUUCGUAGUAGAUUUGUACGCGGUAGAGGUGGGAGCGAGAGGUAUAACAGCGAAAUCUCUCUAUAACCUACUAAAGGACUUGGGCUUGUCCAGAACUCACAUUAAUGCAUUCUUGGAACGUACAUCGAAGGCAGCCCUAGUAGGUUCUUUUCAAAUUUGGUUAGGUAGGGAGAGGAGCUUGGACAGUGGAGGUGAGCGUAUAACGCGCAAAAUAAUACUAGCUUAUAUAGAUCAGCUAUCAGAUACUUUAGAAGUUUUCGAAUGCAGUGAGUGGGAGAUUUCAAGAUCGCGCGCCAUGUUCCGUCCAACGGCGUUAGCCCCUCUCCGGCCUCCGCUCGAGGUUCGUCAGUCCGCCGCGUACCGUCGCGUGUAUUACAUGGGGGGAUAUGUCGCUUCUCUUAGUUCUCAAACACCGCAUAUUUAG